GGAAGAGGAAGAACGCAUGUUCACUGUCGUUCAAAAUUGAAUGAGAGAGAGAUACAAUGGCUUCAGGAGAUGUCGAGGACUUUAUUGAACAAAAUAGGCAAUUGGCUGACAGUGUGGAAGCAUUUCGUUCAAUAUCAGAGAGUGACAAGCAUUGGAAAUCAAGAAGAGAGUUUAUCUUGAGGAAUAUAAAUGAUUAUGAGGAUCCUCACUUAGAUCAUCUUCUCGCCUUGUCCAUGGUUUGGGCAAACAAUGUGUUCCUGGGCUGCCGGUACAGCGCGGAUAUCCUCGAAAAAGCUCGCCUUAUGGCAGAAGGAAUUGUUGUUGAGGAUGCUCCUGUGUUCAAGACCAGAGACGAGAUAAUGCAACAGCAGCGGAAAUGAACAAAUGGCCGGAAUUGGAGUGGAUUUGCAGGCAACAGGAACAAAGGCACUCAUCUAGUGCUGGGAAGAAUGAACUGAUGAUAUUUGCCAUCUCGUUGGAUUGAUCAAUGACUUGAUGUAUUAGCGUUACUUAAGCUUUAUGGAUUUUAAAAAAUAUAGUGGAAAUGUUUUUUUCUUUUUGUGUGCAUGUGUUUAAAGUUUUUUAUAAUAUGUUCUCUGCUCAAAAUCAAUGAUGGAUCAAAUACCUAAAUAUUUCACCACACGCAAUAAUAAACAAUCUCAUUCUAGUUG
This is a messenger RNA of Alosa sapidissima (American shad), 671 nucleotides long. RefSeq names its product CDKN2A interacting protein N-terminal like (gene xtbd1). Lineage: Eukaryota; Metazoa; Chordata; Actinopteri; Clupeiformes; Clupeidae. The record is from RefSeq and is a predicted model, not a curated record. The coding region runs from base 57 to 380 and encodes 107 amino acids. The transcript has 3 exons.